AUGUUCAGUGCCAUUCGAGGAUGGGGCUCUGGUAGUAAGAGGACUUUGGUUCAGCGAUACACAGAUGAAUUAUCUCAGAUUACCGCUCAGAUACAUGAGCUGGAUCGCAAGUUGAAGAAAAGACAAGUGACUAUGGAUAACUUGCAAUCGCACCUAACAUACUAUGGAAGUGGGAUAACAGCGUCUGUAUUUGCUUAUUUGUACUGGAAGUGCGAGGGAAGUUGGCUGAUGCCCUCAAUGGGCGUUAUUGGCUGUAUUGUGCUUCUGACAGUGAUAAAAUAUGGUGCUUACAGGGUGGAUCAGUGGGUUAGAGACCGUCAGUCAAUCAAACUCGGGAAAUUGAGGGCUCUACAUCAAAAGAAGCUGGAGAGACUGAAGGAAGAGACCAAUUACCAUGCCACAAAUUCGAUUAUUCAGCGGUUUUCACAAGGUGAAGAUCAAUCAGAGGAUGCUAUGGUGCUAAUGGAUGAAGAGUUAAAAAACAAGUACAAGGAGCUGCAUAAUUUAAAGGACGAAUUGGCCCAUUUCAGGCAGGACGAUCGGUUGAAGGACAAGCAUGAGAGAGAUAAGUGGUUUGACAAAGUGAUAAAUGCAGUAGCGGGAGGUGAUACAGUCAAUGGAAUGUUCUUACCAGUCGUGUGCCCAAAAUGCAAAGGUCAAACGGGGCUGUACCACUUGGGGAACCGAUCAUUUAAAUACGUAUGUCCACUCUGUGGUUGGACCAUCGACAACACCCAACAGGAAUCGAAACAGCAUGAAGAUACCAAGAAAGAGGAUUCAUCGAUGUAG
Molecule: messenger RNA, 789 nt
Organism: Torulaspora delbrueckii
Lineage: Eukaryota; Fungi; Ascomycota; Saccharomycetes; Saccharomycetales; Saccharomycetaceae
Gene: LNP1
Product: Lnp1p
Exons: 1
Coding region: 1-789 (262 amino acids)
Source: RefSeq, a predicted model, not a curated record